AUGCGUGCCUUGCUGGAGAAGCUUCCGUCGGUGAAGCGAGUGGCCCUGGUGGAUGCCUUGGGCUACGACGGAUCCGAGCAGGCGAAGGGUGCGGAUUGGAGCUCCGUGACCAUCGCGGACACAAAGAUUGCCAAUUUGAUCGAGGGGAGGGUGCGCGAGCAGGCCUACUCACUUGCCCGCACAGGUACCCUUAGCCUGCCAGGCUUCCCGAACUUUGUCACAAGGCCUCUACCGGACGGCGACCUGGCUUUGGUGGAAAGCUUCUACAAGAAGUUCGAGGGCUUCGACGACAUAUCCGAAGACCUUCGCAAGGCUAUGGAGGAGCACGACAAGAAGUACAACCCGCAGAAGAAGCGGGUGCGCGAGGAUGCGGGCGCAGAUGAGUCGGAGGAGUCUGCGGCUAAGCGGAUCAAGCUCGUGGAGCACGAGGAGCCCCUCACGAGCAAGGACAUCGCCGAACUCCAGAAUCCGUCGGUUCUGAACGUGAGCGGCACUGUUCGCUUCAUCCACGAGAUGGAAAGUGGUGACAAGAUCUGGGCGGAGGUGGACGAGGCGACGACAUUCCUUUCCGGCAAGUUGAUUGCAAGCUUUGGCAGCGGCACCUUCAUGGAUGGCAAAGAUGCCGCGAAGACGCUGGACUCUUGGAUUGACAUUUAUUUCGAAUGGUUGCUUUGA
Molecule: messenger RNA, 675 nt
Organism: Symbiodinium sp. CCMP2592
Lineage: Eukaryota; Dinophyceae; Suessiales; Symbiodiniaceae
Source: the annotation of a GenBank genome assembly